CAGAAGAGAGAGAUCAACUACCACACUAAAGUAACGUGUUGCUUAAAACCUUGCACACCAUUCACAUCAAUCUUGCAUCUCCUCUGCUGAGGUUCAGAAAAGUCCAAACUUUCUUCUUCAAAACUUGGUGGGCAUUAAUGAUCUUUGCCUCCCUCUGUCAUUACAUGAAGAUUCUCAACUUGCGUUUUCAAAAUGUUGGUUAGUGAGGACGAGUGUCAUGCUGUUGUUGACAUAGACAAUGUCUGUCAUCGGAGCUUGGUCGGCGGCGGAGCCACUGAAGGGUGUUCUGAAGCCGGAGACAGGUCAGAUGAGGAGCAAAGAUCCUCCCAUGAUUCUAGUACCGAGAUUGUGGGAGUGUCUGAAAAAGAGAGAGGAUCCUCUGCAUCAGAGUGUUCUGUGGAUGUGGAUCUGGACGGUGCAUUUCAUGAUGUCAAGUUGCAUUUGGCUAAGGUUGAGAGGGAUUGUAGGAUUUGUCAUCUCAGCAUGGAUAUGACCAAUCAUGAAUCUGGGACUCCCAUUGAGCUGGGAUGCUCUUGCAAGGAUGAUUUGGCUGCUGCUCACAAACAGUGUGCUGAGGCUUGGUUCAAAAUCAAGGGAAACAAAACUUGUGAAAUCUGUGGAUCAAUUGCACGCAAUGUAGCUGGUGCUAUUGAAGUUCAAAUGACAGAACAAUGGAAUGAAGCAAAUGAUGCUUCCAUGGUACCACCAACUGGACCUGCACCCCCUCCAGAAACUCGAAAUUUCUGGCAGGGCCACCGUUUUUUGAAUUUCCUGCUAGCCUGUAUGGUAUUUGCCUUUGUCAUAUCUUGGCUUUUUCACUUCAAUGUGCCCUCUUGAAUUCCUGUGUCACUUGAGGAUGACACACACGGGUAAGAUGAUAAAGGGUUAUUAGACCAACCUUUGGCCCUUAACAUAUGGGUAUCAAUCUCAAUACCCUUGUCUUCAUAUUGUAUUGGGAGCUGUGUUUUUCUUUACAUAUAUGAUGUUCAUAUGUGUAUUUUUUUAUGUAUUAUGGUUGAUCUUAUUUUUCUCAACCUAGAAUUGUAUCAUGGACGGU
Molecule: messenger RNA, 1057 nt
Organism: Gastrolobium bilobum
Lineage: Eukaryota; Viridiplantae; Streptophyta; Magnoliopsida; Fabales; Fabaceae
Exons: 2
Coding region: 193-837 (214 amino acids)
Molecular function (GO): zinc ion binding
Source: RefSeq, a predicted model, not a curated record